Messenger RNA from Cryptotermes secundus, 3339 nucleotides. RefSeq names its product methylenetetrahydrofolate reductase. The coding region runs from base 1107 to 2177 and encodes 356 amino acids. Gene Ontology annotation, biological process: tetrahydrofolate interconversion. Lineage: Eukaryota; Metazoa; Arthropoda; Insecta; Blattodea; Kalotermitidae. The record is from RefSeq and is a predicted model, not a curated record. Gene Ontology annotation, cellular component: cytosol. The transcript is spliced from 9 exons. Gene Ontology annotation, molecular function: methylenetetrahydrofolate reductase [NAD(P)H] activity; FAD binding.
AUAACAUUUAAUGGCAUGAAAGAUGAUUAUUUAUUCUGAACAGGAAAAUGUAAAAUAAAGGAAGUAUAGGACUAUUUCAAGGCAAUAUCUUGGAAUUAACCUGGAAUAACUUAAAAAUAAAGCACACAUACAUACAGACUGUCACAAUUGUCACAACAGUCACAAUAAUCAGUGGCCUGACUGACAUUUAAACUUAGUCCCUUGUAUUAAAAUUAAUAAGAGUUUCCAUUGAGUUAAUCUGCAGCAAUGAAACAUGUAAAUAACUAACUAACUCUCUGGCAAUUGAAAACUAACAUUACAAUCAAAGAACCCUAAAGAGAUAACUAAUUCACAAACAUGAACAUUUUUUCUCAAAUUGCAGUGCAGAUUUUUCUGCAUGAACAUGCUAGUAAGUCAUAAUAAUUAACAGGUCAUAUGUGCAGCAAAAUAUUCUGAUAUAUUUCAUUCCUACAGAAUGAAUUAAGUUUGAUUUACUCCAAGAUUUUCACAGUAAGUUACUGUUGAAGACUCAACACUUCUCUAUCAAAGCCUGCUAUAUGACACAACCCUGAAAACUGAAUAUUGUCAUUCUGUUAAGUGUAUCAAUGUAGCUAUGUACAGCAACAUGGAAUACACAAAUCUAAAUAUAUAACCCUUUCACAUUUCUACCAGAUGCAAGAAGUAUAAGCUUAAAUAAGAUGGAAAUUAUAUGUUGUUUUGCAUCAGUGUUCAGCUCCCAUUACAAACCAUCCUCUUCCUCUACUGAGUGCCACAAUGAAGUGUUAUGUAACUGCAUGUUCACAUAUUCCUUUUUUAUUUACACAGUGCUCUCUGGAUCAUACAUAUGCCAUUUUCACCUAGGUUUUAACUGAAAAAGCUACCACCAGAUGUCCUCAUUUGCCACUUCUCACCUGUCUAAAUUUAAGAAGCUACUAGCAGAUGGUCUACUAGUACAGUUGGAAAAAUCUGGAACAGUUUCUUUAUUCAUUCUGAGUAAUAUUUCUAAAUUUGUGUAUCUGUUAGUCCUUUUCACAGAUCUGCAAACCCACAGCAAUAGAGGUAGAAUGCAGUCAUCACAAAUAUGUAAGAAACUUCUGACUUUGGACUGAUAGCCUUCUCCUUCUGCCAUGAGAGAAACAGUUUUACAGCUUCUUGAUAAUGAAAAGUAUCUCUGGUCUAGCAGGAAGUCUUUGGUUACAAGAAACAGAGUAUCUUCAGCCAGCCUGGCAGAACAAAUGCAUGCACAAAUUGAUUCUGGAGAUAAGUUCUAUUCAAUUGAAAUAACCCCACCUAUAUCUGUACUGGAUUCAUGUCAGUUGUUAAGAAGCCUUCAAAAUCUGUACAACUGCAGUCCACUGUUCACUGCCAUUACCUGGCACAUCAAAACAUCAGCCAUGCCAGUGCCACCAGUGCUACCAUUUGGCAAACUUCGAGCACUGAGACUUGGUGCAGAAAUAAGCAACAUUAAUUCUGUGCUGCUUCAUUUGUCAAGUGUGGGGCUAACCAAGAAGCAGGUUUGUCAGGUGCUUUGGUAUAUCAGAGACAUGGGCAUAAGGAAUAUAUUUGCUCUUCGAGGAGACAGACCAGAAAGAAACAAUGACUUAAAAUUAGACCGUGGUUUUCCUUAUGCAUCAGAUCUUGUUUCCUUCAUACAAGAACGAUUUGGAGAUUACUUUACAAUCUGUGUAGCUGGUUACCCUUUGGGCCAUCCAGAAGCAGUAUCUUUUGAGCAAGAUCUGGCUCAUCUCAAAGAAAAGGUUGACAAAGGAGCCAGCUUUAUCAUCACACAAUUCUUCUUUAAAGCGGGUGAUUUUGUAAAUUUUGUGCAGUGGUGCAGAAGAAUUGGGAUCACAGUGCCUAUUAUUCCAGGAAUAUUGCUUAUACAGGAUUACACGUCACUCAUUCAUAUUUCGAGUGCAUGCAGUGUGGAAGUGCCAAGGUCAGUACUGGACAUUAUUGAACCAAUUAAAGACAAUCGAGAGGCUGUAAGAAAGUUUGGUGUCCACCUAGCAGUGGAGAUGGUGUCCUAUCUCUUCUCACAAAACUACUCAAAUGCAGCCCAUUUCUUUACCCUCAACAGGCAGCUGUCAGUGAUCGAAACUUGCAAGUGUCUGGGGUUCUGUCUGCUUGAGCCAGCAAGACCACUGAUGCACCAUGAAAGAUGCAAGAAGUCUAAAAGGAUUGUUAAGUUACUUUAGGACCGUGGUUUCCAAACACUAUGAAUGAAGCCUCUUCAAGUCAGCAAAGAUUCGGUGUUCUUCAUAAUUCUGUGUGUAUAAAGAAUGGCAUUUUAAUUUUUAAAAUCAACAUAUAUGAAUAUAUCAAAAGUUACAAAUGUGCAAUAUUAAAGAAUAAAUCUGUGACAUUUUGGGAAUUACAAUCAAUUCAAUUUCAUUACAUGGGGUUUCCCAGAAUAUUUUAGAAUGUGCUGCCAUGUAGUUUGGUAGAUAGGUACCAAAGUCUUGGAGGAGCCCACAAACCAAACUGUGUGGCAUCAUAAACCCAAAGACCAUAGUCUUAAUAGGUAUCUAGAUGUUCACAUGGACCAAUUCAAGAAUAUUAUGUUCAGAUUCUCUAAUGUGAAACAAAGAUACUGACAUAUUUGAUACACGCUCAGAACGACUGAGCUAAUACAUUCCUGGCCAGUAUAGUUGCAGUUUGUGUAGAUUCCAAGUAAUCCACCUGACUACUGGACAUGAUUAACAAGACUGCAAAAGAACAGUGUGUACACUUUACAGGCAUGUGUGGCAGAAGGAAUUAUAAAUGAAAUAACCAAAGUAUGAUGAACUCUUCCCUUAUAAUAAAUAUUAAACUCAAAUAUAGCUAUUCACUUAUGGGUUAUGAUACUCAAACUGGUGAAAAUACAUAGGCCUACUAAAUGAAUAAACAAUCAGUAUUAAAGUUUCAAUGUUUCCCAUUUUACACAAUCUAAAUUAAAAUUAAAUAUAUGCAAAGUGUUUAAUAAAUGCUUUAAAGUCAUACUGUAAUACAGCACUAUGCUCAAACAAUAAAACAAAUCUGAUAUAAAGCAGUUUAAACAGAACAGAAACUUCCUUUUGCAUGUUUUUUCUUAAUUGUGGCUGUGUUAUAGAGGCCACAGUUAACUGUUGAAUGUGAGUGUUCAAAACUGUACACACAACCUCGAAAACUGUAAGACUUACAAAUGAAUUGCACUGGAUAUAUAAUGUAUGUUAAUUUUUUCUGCAACAUCAUUCAAAACAUUUUUCUCUUGGAUAAAUAUUUAGUGCAAUAUGUGCAGAAACACAUGUAGAUAUUCAUGUGAAGUCAUCAUACAUGGCUGAUCUAAAUGAAAACUGAAAUGGCUUGACAAUUUUUCUAAGACUCUCCAAUAUGAAAUUU